CCCCAGCGCUCCGGUCCGUUUCCACCGUAGCAGAGCCGGAGGAGAAACCCUAACCUCUCUCUCUCUCUCUCUCUCUCUCUGCGCGCUCCGGUCCUUGUCCACCGCUACGCGAGACCCUCUCUCUCUCUCUCUCUCUCUCUCUAAUGGCAACUACUCCCCUGAUCGCGGGGAUUGCAAUAGCAGCUGCUGCAUACGCGGGUAGAUAUGGCAUCCAAGCAUGGCAAGCCUUCAAGGCAAGACCACCUACGGCGACAAUGCGCCGAUUUUACGACGGCGGCUUCCAACCCACCAUGACAAGAAGGGAAGCAGCUCUGAUACUCGGUGUCAGAGAAAGAACUCCGACAGAUAAGAUCAGGGAAGCGCAUAGGAGAGUUAUGGUUGCAAAUCAUCCAGAUGCCGGCGGUAGCCAUUAUUUAGCUUCUAAAAUCAAUGAAGCUAAAGAUGUGAUGCUUGGAAAAACUAAAAGCGGGUCUGCAUUUUGACGACCUUUUCUGCGAGGCUGCAUUCUUGGGUUCUUGUUUUCUGCAAGGCCGCCUUUUUGGAUUCCUGAUGGAUCGAUACUGGUUUAACUCAAUUUGUCGACAUUGAGUAAGUGGCGACGGAAAUUCUCUUCUUCUUUUUCUCAGUAAUCAACCCACAGGAACUGGGUCUUUCUUCUGCGGCAUGAAGAUUAUAGAUUGGCCUAUAAUUCGUUGGAGAGCCAUUUGUUUCUCUUCGGAUUUUUUGUAGUUUACAUUGUUCCGAUUAUAGUUUACCAGUCGCCAGUGUGUACCACAUAUAAAAAGGUCUUGUAUUUUUGGUUUCUUACUCCCCCUAAGGAUAAUCACGCAUUUUCACAUGGUGAUGUGAGAAAAAUGUGCAAUCUCAUACAUCUAGGGCUUUCUCUCUA
Molecule: messenger RNA, 889 nt
Organism: Eucalyptus grandis
Lineage: Eukaryota; Viridiplantae; Streptophyta; Magnoliopsida; Myrtales; Myrtaceae
Product: mitochondrial import inner membrane translocase subunit TIM14-1
Exons: 3
Coding region: 144-482 (112 amino acids)
Biological process (GO): protein import into mitochondrial matrix
Cellular component (GO): PAM complex, Tim23 associated import motor
Molecular function (GO): ATPase activator activity
Source: RefSeq, a predicted model, not a curated record